Exophiala oligosperma is the source of this 1500-nucleotide messenger RNA. RefSeq lists its product as uncharacterized. NCBI's taxonomy places the organism in Eukaryota, Fungi, Ascomycota, Eurotiomycetes, Chaetothyriales, Herpotrichiellaceae. Bases 1 to 1500 code for a protein of 499 amino acids. The record is from RefSeq and is a predicted model, not a curated record. The transcript is spliced from 5 exons. Gene Ontology annotation, molecular function: heme binding; monooxygenase activity; iron ion binding.
AUGGCCGUCUUCGACCCGUCAGGCCUAACCCCCGACAGCCUGGUGAGCCUUGGACUUUGGACUCUCGGAUCUGCCGUCGUCUCCUCCCUAAUCUUCUGCAUCUACAAUCUAUGGCUACACCCAUUGUCCAAAUUCCCGGGGCCCAAAAUCGCAGCGAUUGCCCCUUUUUGGGCCAUGCGCCACUGGCUCUCAGGUGACAAUCUCUGGAGGAUCAAAGAGCUGCACCAACGAUACGGGCCGGUUGUGCGGAUCUCGCCCAACCAACUGUCCUUCUGCAGCAGUGCCAGCUGGAAGGACAUUCAUGGCCACAAACCAGGCAGCGCCCACCACAAGACGUUCCUCAAGGGAAGCUUCUAUGAGCCAUUCCCCGAAGAUCUGCACCAGAUUGUCUCGGAGUCGGACCCGGGUCGGCACGCAGCCAUGAGGAAGUCACUUAGCCACGGCUUUUCGGCCAGCGCGUUGGGAUCCCAGGAAGACCGCGUUCAGUAUUUUGUCAACCUCCUCAUUACCCAGAUUGGCCGGCGGUACACUCGGGCACCCGGGGACAUGAGCAAAUGGUACAACUAUGCGACCUUUGACGUGAUUGGUGAGCUGGCCUUUGGAGAAUCACAUUACUGGAUUGACAUCCUCUUUGCCUCGAUCAAGAACAUGAAUUUUAUGCGAUCGUUCGAGUACUCACCCUUUUUGCGAUCAAUCCUCCGAGCCGCCCUUGAUAUGAAACUUUUGCCUGCCCGAGUAUAUGCCCUCCGGGCUAAGAUGAACAACUAUGCCAGCGAGAAGUUGACGCAGAGACUUACAAGCCCACCUACCCGAGUCGACUUCCUCCAGCGGAUGAUUUCGGAGCGCAAAGAAUGGACAGGCUUGGAGUUCGAAAAAUUGCGGUCCCAAGCCAUUCUUUUGACUGUUGCAGGCAGUGAGACAACGGCGACGGCGCUGUCGGGCAUCACGUAUUACCUCUGUCGAAAUCCGAGAGUGUACUCCAAACUCACGACCGAGAUCCGUACUGCUUUUACCGACUACGACCAAAUCACUGGUCGAGCGACGGAAGUCAACCUUCCGUACCUAAAAGCCGUCAUUGACGAAGGAUUGCGAUUGUAUCCGCCCAUCGCCGCCGGUCUGCCGAGGAUCAGUCCCGGCGAGACGGUGGAUGGCUGGUAUGUUCCAAAGGGGACGAUUGUCUCGGUCAACCCCUGGGUGGCUGGCCACAUCGAGAUGAAUUUCCAUGAUCCCUUUGACUUUAUUCCGGAGCGAUGGCUCGACCCCGAAUGUAAGGAUGACCGGGCCGCCAGUCAGCCUUUUUUGUUAGGGAGUCGAGUUUGUUUGGGGCGGCAUCUCGCCCUAUUGGAGCUCCGGCUGAUCCUGGCCAAGAUCCUCUGGUCUUUCGACAUGGAGCUCCAAGACGACGAUCUGGACUGGGAUCAAGCGAAUAAAAAUUACGUCUUUUGGGAGAAGCCGGCGCUUCCGAUUCUGUUCAAGAGGGCGAGGGAUAUCACUCAAUAG